CGAUUAUCCCCGCGCGCACUGUUCUCAAUCGCUUCGAGGGCACUUUCAAUCACCUCGAGGCUCGCAUUCACAUAGCCACCGGGCUGUGUCAGAAGCCGCCAUGGGCAAAAUCAACCUCACGGCCCUCCGGGUGCGCCAGACCGCGCUCAGCCAAUUCGCCAGCGGAAAGAUCAAGCAGCUGCCACAAUGGGUCGACGUGGUGGGCGCUAUCCCUCCCUCCGAGACUCUGAUUCGUACCCCCGCCCCUCAGCACCAGUUGGUCCGCCAGCGACUGAAGACGCUUCCUGGAUCCUCGAAGCCGCGGGUCGUCUUCGAAGUCCAGGAGAACACCCGGAAGCCCAAGAAGGCCAGUCGUCUAUUUAAGCCCGUCGAACUCAAAUACGAGGAGGACCAACUACGAAAAGAGUUCUUCCGCGACCACCCCUGGGAGCUUGCCCGACCUCGCGUGCUCCUCGAAAGCACCGGCAAAGAUUUUGAGAACUACGACUGGAGCCGCAUUCAGCAACCCGGAAAGCGGUUAGAUGGUGAAAGUGUUGUCCAACGUCAGCUUUGGCUCUUGAACAACGUGCCCGAUAUUACCAAGACUGCCGCCUACGAUAUUGCCCGGAGAGAGUUCUACAAGCUUCGAUUGCAGGAGGACAUUGAGCGACGAGUGGCCGCAGAGGAAGCCGAGGCCACGGGUGCCAACUUCGGCCCAUCAUACCUGGAGAUUGGUAUGGAUCUGGAGAACCAGCAAUACGAGAAGUGGAAGGCAUGGGCCAAGACGGAGGCACAGAUCUUUGACCAGCGGGCGGCUGCGCUCUCUGGUGCUCCGGAAAUUGCGUCGGAGGCAGAGCCAGAGCCGGACUCGUUUGCCGCUGAGGCCGAGGUCGUGGCUCCGGUUGAACAACCGGCGUGA
Messenger RNA from Penicillium cinerascens, 898 nucleotides. It is a transcript of the gene rsm25, whose product is annotated as mitochondrial 37S ribosomal protein mS23. Gene Ontology annotation, molecular function: structural constituent of ribosome. Gene Ontology annotation, cellular component: mitochondrial small ribosomal subunit. NCBI's taxonomy places the organism in Eukaryota, Fungi, Ascomycota, Eurotiomycetes, Eurotiales, Aspergillaceae. The record is from RefSeq and is a predicted model, not a curated record. The transcript is spliced from 2 exons. Bases 101 to 898 code for a protein of 265 amino acids.